Molecule: messenger RNA, 1545 nt
Organism: Linum tenue
Lineage: Eukaryota; Viridiplantae; Streptophyta; Magnoliopsida; Malpighiales; Linaceae
Source: the annotation of a GenBank genome assembly
UUCCAUUCUUUUCUUUUCGUGCCCGCUGCCUCGCCUCAUUUGCGAAAAAAAAUAAAUUCAGUGCUCUGAGUGAUCCAGUCUCAUCUCCAAUUCCCCGACUCUCAGAUUCAGAAGCAAAGCAAUCCUCUUUCCGCUUCAAAAUUUGUGGGUUCUCCCUCUUCUCUCGAACCCGGAUUGAGGUGGGUCAAAUUCUGCGGUAAACGGAAGUUGUUCUCCAUUUUCUUUCCUGGGUUUUUGGGGGGAAUAAUUUCUUUCAUGGAUCGAGAUUAAUGGCGGCACCGAGGAGUAUUGCGGUGGUCGAGAGUGGUGGGUUGACUGUGAGUAGCGGAGGCAGCAGGAUGGGAAUGAGGGACGAAGAGAAGGCGAAAGAGGACGAUUCACCUUCCAGCAAGAAAUCCAAGUUCGAGAGGUUCCCCUUUUCCAGAUGGGAAUUCGCUGCUGCCAUUUCCGUUUUCUUCGUCUUCUCUACUGGUUUGUUCUGCAUCUACUGGACCAUGCCUGCGGCUGAGUACGGCAAGCUCAAAAUCCCUCGCACUGUCUCCGAUCUCCGCUUGCUCAAAGAACAUCUUGGAACAUAUGCGAAGGAUCAUCCUGCACAGUUCAUCCUCGGCUACUGUUCGACUUACAUCUUCAUGCAGACCUUCAUGAUUCCAGGAACAAUUUUCAUGUCAUUGCUAGCUGGAGCUCUAUUUGGUGUUAUUAGGGGCCUUUUCUUGGUUGUUUUCAAUGCAACAGCCGGAGCAUCUUCUUGCUUCUUCUUGUCUAAGCUGAUUGGCCGUCCUCUCGUUAGUUGGUUGUGGCCUGAAAAGUUGAGAUUUUUUCAGGGAGAGAUAGCGAAACGUCGGGAAAAGCUACUGAAUUACAUGCUCUUCUUGAGGAUAACUCCCACAUUGCCUAACCUAUUCAUCAAUUUGGCAUCUCCUAUCGUUGACAUACCGUUUCAUAUUUUCUUUUUGGCUACUUUGAUUGGUCUCAUUCCGGCAUCCUAUAUUACUGUGAGGGCUGGGCUUGCCCUUGGGGAUCUGAAGUCGGUGAAAGAUCUAUACGAUUUCAAAACAUUAUCCAUGCUCUUCAUCAUCGGCUCCAUCAUUAUCUUUCCUACUCUCUUGAAGAGAAAACGGAUUUACGAAUAAAGCAAGAGGAAGGGCUCCGACGAAGAACAGAAACUGGUGGCAAAUAUUUAUUAGUGCACCACCAGGAAGUCUUUGGGAGGCAUCUUAAGCCAUUGAUACUUUACGGGUUGAUUACUUCUCGCCUGCUUUGAUGGCACACAGUACCAGAAAGAUAGUGCGUAGAUAUGUCUUCCACCGCUAUUAAAGUUCCGUGUUAUAUUCAUUUUUAAUGUAAUGCUCAACUGAUCAAAUCUCUCAUCUGGAUUCCUAGAUAAGCUGUUGUGAGAUUUCAGAUAGUCAUACUGCACUGACAGAAUGUUGUAUUGGGGAAACCAUGUAACAGUCCAUAGUAAAGUUUAGAAAUUAGUAGACUUUAGUUUUAAUUGGUACAAGUUUUGUUGUAUUUGCAUUUUAGUGCCCUUGUUCCUGUGAG